Molecule: messenger RNA, 4274 nt
Organism: Hipposideros armiger (great roundleaf bat)
Lineage: Eukaryota; Metazoa; Chordata; Mammalia; Chiroptera; Hipposideridae
Gene: DHTKD1
Product: dehydrogenase E1 and transketolase domain containing 1
Exons: 17
Coding region: 116-2929 (937 amino acids)
Molecular function (GO): thiamine pyrophosphate binding; oxidoreductase activity, acting on the aldehyde or oxo group of donors, disulfide as acceptor
Source: RefSeq, a predicted model, not a curated record
GCCAGGCUCCCGCCUCCCGGUGGCGGGUUCUGGGUUUCAGGCGUCUCAGAAGCGACCCUCCCUGCUUGCGGCGUCUGCUACCCCUUGUUCUCCCGGCCAGGAGACCAAGCGGGACAUGGCCUCGGCCAUUGUGGGAGUAGCAAGACGGACCCUCGGCCGAACCCCUUCGCUCCUACUCCAGCGUGGCUACCAGACGGAAAGGGGUGUCUAUGGCUACCGGCCGAGGAAGCCCGAGAGCCAGGAACCCCGGGGCGCCCUGGCGCGCCCCCCAGGUCCGGGAUGGGGCCAGGCCGUGAGCCUGGGGGCUGGGGAAGCAGGAGGCCUCCCUGCCGGGCCUGCGGUGGGGUGCUGUUGGAAGCUUGUGGGCUGCGCCGUCAUCCACGUCAAUGGAGACAGCCCAGAGGAAGUGCUCCGUGCCACACGACUGGCUUUUGAAUACCAGCGCCAAUUCCGAAAGGAUGUGAUUAUUGAUUUGUUAUGCUACAGGCAGUGGGGCCACAAUGAGCUGGAUGAGCCCUUCUUCACCAACCCGGUCAUGUACAAGAUAAUCAGUACAUCUGUUCUCUCCUCCGAGCCGGUGCCCACAGGACUAUUGAACAUGGGAAAGGACGAGGCCUCACUUGAGGAAGUGUUAGCCUAUCUCGACCAAAUCUACUGCGGGCAGAUUUCUAUUGAAACCUCCCAACUUCAGAGUCAAGAGGAGAAAGACUUCUUUGCCAAGCGAUUUGAGGAACUGAAAAAGGAGACAUUUACCACAGAAGAGAAAAAACAUCUGUCCAAACUAAUGCUAGAAUCUCAGGAGUUUGACCACUUUUUGGCUACCAAGUUUGCCACAGUGAAGCGAUAUGGAGGCGAAGGAGCUGAAAGCAUGAUGGGCUUUUUCCAUGAGUUGCUGAAAAUGUCAGCCUACAGUGGGAUCACCGAUGUCAUCAUUGGGAUGCCCCAUAGAGGGAGACUUAAUUUACUGACAGGACUUUUGCAGUUCCCUCCAGAGCUGAUGUUUCGUAAAAUGCGAGGCCUAAGUGAAUUUCCAGAAAAUGUUUCAGCCACUGGAGAUGUCCUGUCUCACCUGACCUCCUCGGUGGACCUGGACUUUGGUGCGCACCAUCCCCUGCACGUGACAAUGCUGCCUAACCCCUCGCACCUAGAGGCCGUUAACCCCGUGGCUGUUGGGAAGACUCGGGGAAGGCAACAGUCCAGGCAGGAUGGGGACUACUCUCCAGACAGUUCUGCCCAGCCUGGGGACAAAGUCAUUUGCUUACAGGUUCACGGUGAUGCUUCUUUCUGUGGUCAAGGGAUUGUUCCUGAAACAUUUACACUCUCUAAUCUCCCACAUUUCAGAAUUGGUGGGAGUGUCCAUUUGAUUGUCAAUAACCAGCUGGGUUACACCACUCCAGCAGAAAGAGGAAGGUCUUCCUUAUACUGUAGUGAUAUCGUGAUGGCACUCUACGGCACCUUCGACAAUGACUGUGUUUGUCCCUCUGGUUUUCACAAAGCAGAUUAUUUUUCCCCCUUUUUGCUCCACAGAGCCCGAAAGAGCAUUCCAGACACGUAUGCAGAGCACCUUAUUGCCAUUGGACUGAUGACCCAGGACGAGGUGUCAGAAAUCAAAGCCUCCUACUAUGCAAAGUUAAAUGACCAUUUAACAAACAUGGCCCAGUACAGCCCCCCUGCCACUCACCUACAGGCCCAUUGGCAGGGUCUGGUUCAGCCCGAAGCUCGCAUUUCCACCUGGGACACAGGUGUGCCCCUAGACCUCCUGAGGUUUAUUGGCGGGAAGUCUGUGGAGGUGCCGGAGGAACUCCAGAUGCACAGUCACCUUCUGAAGAUGUAUGUUCAGUCCAGACUGGAGAAGGUGAUGGAUGGAACCAGGUUAGACUGGGCCACAGCAGAAGCUCUCGCCCUGGGCUCAUUACUUGCUCAAGGUUUUAAUGUGCGUCUGAGUGGCCAAGAUGUUGGCCGUGGAACUUUUAGUCAAAGGCAUGCGAUGGUGGUUUGCCAGGAGACUGAUGACACCUACAUCCCUCUGAACCACAUGGACCCUAAUCAGAAGGGGUUUCUAGAGGUCAGCAACAGCCCGCUGUCAGAAGAGGCUGUCCUGGGAUUUGAGUAUGGGAUGAGCAUCGAGAGCCCUAAGUUACUGCCCCUCUGGGAGGCUCAGUUUGGUGAUUUCUUCAAUGGCGCCCAGAUCAUCUUCGACACAUUCAUCUCCGGAGGAGAGGCCAAGUGGCUCCUCCAGAGCGGCAUUGUCAUCCUCCUUCCCCACGGGUAUGAUGGGGCUGGACCCGACCACUCAUCUUGUCGCAUAGAGCGUUUCCUGCAGAUGUGUGACAGUGCAGAGGAGGGGGUGGAUGGGGACACAGUGAACAUGUUCGUGGUACACCCCACGACUCCUGCACAGUAUUUUCAUUUGCUCAGGAGACAGAUGGUCCGGAACUUCAGAAAACCCCUCAUCGUUGCUUCUCCGAAGAUGUUACUCAGAUUCCCUGCAGCUGUGUCAACUCUUCAAGAAAUGGCACCAGGAACAACAUUCAAACCCGUCAUCGGCGAUUCAUCUGUGGACCCAAAAAACGUUAAGAGUCUAGUGUUCUGCUGCGGCAAACACUUCUAUGCCCUGCUGAAGCAAAGAGAAUCUUUGGAGGCUAAGAAGCGGGAGUUUGCCAUCAUCCGAAUAGAGGAACUGUGCCCUUUCCCACUGGACUCCUUACAACAGGAGAUGAGCAAAUACCAGAACGUUAAAGAUUUUAUUUGGAGUCAGGAGGAACCUCAGAACAUGGGUCCAUGGUGUUUUGUUUCUCCAAGAUUUGAAAAGCAACUGGCCUGCAAGCUCCGCCUUGUGAGCCGCCCCCCUUUGCCAACACCCGCUGUAGGAAUUGGCACCAUUCACCUGCAGCAGCAUGAAGAUGUUCUCACCAAGACCUUUGUUUGAUGACAUCCUUUAAAGAAAUACGACUUCCUGUAAAGAAAACUGCCAUAAUAAGAAAGGGUUGCUUCCCCUACUCUCUCCUCUUUUCAUUAGGUAACAUGAAAAGCUAAGACGCUGGGAUUGAUGAGGACAGUUUAAUCUGGAAUAUGUGGACUAGCCAAGGGAAAUAAUACAUGAAUCCAACAAAUAACUUAUAUCCUUAAAAGUACCAUCAUGUCAUAUUUUGGUUAGAUCUGAGUGCUUUACAGGGCUAGGUCAUUAUCCAGAUUUUUUUCAGACUCCACUCUUAUUAACUGUAUAUGACCAGGAAAAGUUCUUUAAGCUGACUUCAUAGCUGCAUAGAGAUUGCCUCAACAUUACCUCUCGAUUUGUUUGAUGAAUAUCACUCUCAUUUAUUUCCCCCUUCUUUAUUCAAAGUCCAAUAUUUUAAUUUGUGUCAUCUUUGGUGCUGUUUUCCUGCCACUGAAAAAUGUUUCCCCAAACACUGUAGCAAAACUAUAUUAUUCCUAAUUUGUUUUCUUCAAGAUCAUUGUACCCAUUAUCCAUAAAUAUAUGAAAUGCCAAUCUUUAGGUGUGAUCUUUCAGCAUAAUAUUAAGUUAAAGAGUUUUGUCUAAAUGAAAUUGUUUUGUGGUCUGUUUCAACAUAGUAUUUUUCUUUCCUAAAUUGUUCUUGCAGUGAUACCAUCAUAUUUUAUAUUGAUUUUGGGUGUCAGAUAAUGUGGAUUUCAGCCUGAUCGAUGAACCAGUCUUGCCUCUAAAAUCAACCAGUCUUGCCUGGUUGAUUAAUCAGUCUUUCCUCUCUGCUGCAGAAUUUGUGUUGUUUAAGUAGCUCUUUAACUUUGACAGUGGGAACUUCCCAAAGCCAGAAACUUGGGGAUUCACCAACAUACUCCCUUAUUCUGAAAUUAAACUUAGCACUGGAAGCAUAAUUAAACAGCAGCAACUGCAGCUUUUUGUGGCUUGGUGCUGCAGAGGCCAUUGACCAUUCUUGUGCUGUGACACUGUUUUUCUCAAAAAUGAUGGGAGAAGUACGGGGGCACUGGAAUGCCCUGUCCACUUUUACUGGUGACUAAUUGGUAAUGUUUUUCAGAAUCAGUAGAUAAGUUGUUCUGGUCACAGCAGUAGAUUCACGAUUCACAUCUUAAAUAUAUUAAUUAGUGUACUGAUUUAACAUUUCUGUAAUAUUCACAUCCCUUUUAUUCCUUUCUGUGUCAAGCCUUAUAAAUCAUGUAACUUGGUGCCAUUCAAAUAAGUCAGUAAAAUUACAAAGGUCUGUUUAAUGAGAAUAGUUAUGAAUGUUGUGUACUGAACUAGAAAAAAAAAUAAAAGAGUGCUAUUUUUUUUCAUA